Messenger RNA from Mirounga angustirostris (Northern elephant seal), 6734 nucleotides. RefSeq names its product astrotactin 2 (gene ASTN2). The transcript is spliced from 25 exons. The record is from RefSeq and is a predicted model, not a curated record. NCBI's taxonomy places the organism in Eukaryota, Metazoa, Chordata, Mammalia, Carnivora, Phocidae. Gene Ontology annotation, cellular component: endosome; membrane. Gene Ontology annotation, molecular function: inositol 1,3,4,5 tetrakisphosphate binding; protein binding. Bases 107 to 4099 code for a protein of 1330 amino acids. Gene Ontology annotation, biological process: neuron migration; neuron cell-cell adhesion.
GCUCCUUGGCUCCGGCGUCCUGGUUAGCUCCGCCGCCGCCGCCGCUUCCUCUUCCUCCUCCUUCGCCGCCGCCGCCGCCGCUCGCAGCACCGCAGCCCCUCCCGCCAUGGCCGCCGCCGGCGCCCGGCGCAGCCCCGGCCCCAGCUCGGGGCUCCGGGGGCGGCGGAGGCUCGGCUUCCACCCGGCGCCGCCGCCGCUGCUGCUGUUCCUGUUCCUGCGGCCGCUGCUGGCCGGCGCCACGGCCGCCGCCUCGCGGGAGCCCGACAGCCCAUGCCGGCUCAAGACCGUCACGGUGUCCACGCUGCCCGCCCUGCGGGAGAGCGACAUCGGCUGGAGCGGCGCCCGCGCCGGGGCCGGGGCCGGGGCCGGGGCCGGGGCCGCCGCCGCGUCCUCGGGCUCCGCCGGCUCCGCGGGCACCGCCGCCGAGUCGCGCCUCCUGCUCUUUGUGCGUAACGAGCUGCCGGGGCGCAUCGCGGUGCAAGACGACCUGGACAACACCGAGCUGCCCUUCUUCACCCUGGAGAUGUCUGGCACGGCAGGGGACAUCUCCCUGGUGUACUGGAGACAGCAGUGGCUGGAGAACGGGACCUUGUAUUUCCACGUCUCCAUGAGCAGUGCCGGCCAGCUGGCCCGGGCCACCGCGCCCACGCUCCAGGAGCCCUCAGAGAUUAGAGAGGAGCAGAUGCACAUUCUCCACAUCUCUGUGAUGGGUGGCCUCAUCGCGCUGCUGCUUCUGCUGCUGGUGUUCACUGUGGCUCUGUACGCCCAGCGGCGCUGGCAGAAGCGCCACCGAAUCCCCCAGAAGAGCGCGAGCACGGAAGCCACUCAUGAGAUUCACUACAUCCCGUCCGUGCUGCUGGGACCCCAGGCCCGGGAAAGCUUCCGUUCCUCUCGGCUGCAGGCUCACAAUUCUGUCAUUGGCGUGCCCAUCCGGGAGACCCCCAUCCUGGAUGACUAUGACUACGAAGAGGAUGAGGACCUACCCCGGCGGGCCAACCACGUCUCCCGGGAGGAUGAGUUUGGCAGCCAAGGGACGCACACCCUGGACAGUCUGGGCCGGCCUGGAGAAGAGAAGGGGGACUUUGAGAAGAAAGCAGCAGCUGAGGCGACGCAGGAGACAGUGGAGUCCCUGAUGCAGAAGUUCAAGGAGAGUUUCCGCGCUAACACGCCCAUCGAGAUCGGUCACCUGCAGCCAGCCCCGCGCAGGGCCUCGGCAGGGAAGCGGAAGCGGAGGAGCAAGUCUCGAGGGGGAAUCAGCUUUGGGAGAACCAAGGGGACUUCGGGUUCAGAGGCAGACGACGAAACACAGCUGACGUUCUAUACGGAGCAGUACCGAAGUCGCCGCCGCAGCAAAGGUUUGCUAAAAAGCCCAGUGAACAAGACAGCCUUGACGCUGAUUGCUGUGAGCUCCUGCAUCCUGGCCAUGGUGUGUGGCAGUCAGAUGUCCUGUCCACUCACCGUGAAGGUGACUCUGCAUGUGCCUGAGCACUUCAUUGCAGACGGGAGCAGCUUUGUGGUGAGUGAAGGGAGCUACCUGGAUGUCUCAGACUGGUUAAACCCGGCCAAGCUGUCCCUGUAUUACCAGAUCAACGCCACCUCCCCGUGGGUGAGAGACCUCUGCGGGCAGAGGACGACAGAUGCCUGUGAGCAGCUCUGCGAUCCAGAAACUGGAGAGUGCAGCUGUCAUGAAGGCUAUGCCCCCGACCCGGUUCACAGACACCUGUGUGUGCGCAGUGACUGGGGACAGAGUGAGGGACCUUGGCCUUACACUACACUCGAGAGGGGCUAUGACCUAGUAACAGGAGAACAAGCCCCUGAAAAGAUUCUCAGGUCUACUUUCAGCUUGGGCCAAGGACUCUGGCUUCCUGUCAGCAAAAGCUUUGUGGUUCCGCCUGUGGAGCUCUCCAUCAACCCUCUGGCCAGCUGCAAGACAGAUGUGCUCGUCACGGAAGACCCUGCGGAUGUCAGGGAAGAAGCGAUGCUGUCCACAUACUUCGAAACCAUCAACGACCUGCUGUCCUCCUUUGGGCCAGUUCGUGACUGCUCUCGGAACAAUGGGGGCUGCACUCGAAACUUCAAGUGUGUGUCUGACCGCCAGGUAGACUCCUCAGGAUGUGUGUGCCCCGAGGAGCUGAGGCCCAUGAAGGACGGCUCCGGAUGCUACGACCACUCCAAAGGUAUCGACUGCUCGGACGGCUUCAACGGGGGCUGUGAGCAGCUGUGCCUGCAGCAGACGCUGCCUUUGCCCUAUGACGCCACCUCCAGCACCAUCUUCAUGUUCUGCGGUUGUGUGGAGGAGUACAAGCUGGCUCCUGAUGGAAAAUCCUGCCUAAUGCUCUCAGAUGUCUGCGAGGGCCCCAAAUGCCUCAAACCUGACUCCAAAUUCAACGACACCCUCUUUGGAGAGAUGCUACAUGGUUACAACAACCGGACCCAGCAUGUGAACCAAGGCCAAGUCUUCCAGAUGACCUUUAGGGAGAACAACUUCAUCAAGGACUUCCCUCAGCUGGCCGAUGGGCUGUUGGUGAUCCCACUGCCGGUGGAGGAGCAGUGCCGGGGGGUCCUCUCGGAGCCCCUCCCGGACCUCCAGCUGCUCACUGGGGACGUCAGGUAUGACGAGGCCAUGGGUUACCCUAUGGUGCAGCAAUGGCGGGUCCGAAGCAACCUCUAUCGUGUGAAGCUCAGCACCAUCACUCUCUCAGCAGGCUUCAACAACGUCCUCAAGAUCCUGACCAGGGAGAGCAGUCGGGAGGAGCUGCUGUCCUUCAUCCAGCACUACGGCUCCCACUACAUUGCUGAGGCCCUCUAUGGCUCCGAGCUCACCUGCAUCAUCCACUUCCCCAGCAAGAAGGUCCAGCAACAGCUGUGGCUCCAGUAUCAGAAAGAGACCACAGAGCUGGGCAGCAAGAAGGAACUCAAGUCCAUGCCCUUCAUCACCUACCUCUCAGGUCUGCUGACGGCCCAAAUGCUGUCGGAUGACCAGCUCAUCUCAGGUGUGGAGAUCCGCUGUGAGGAAAAAGGCCGUUGUCCAUCUACCUGCCACCUUUGCCGCCGACCGGGCAAGGAGCAGCUGAGCCCCACACCAGUGCUGCUGGAAAUCAACCAUGUGGUACCACUUUAUACCCUCAUCCAAGACAAUGGUACCAAGGAGGCCUUCAAGAGUGCACUGAUGAGCUCCUACUGGUGCUCAGGGAAAGGGGACGUGAUCGAUGACUGGUGCAGAUGUGACCUCAGCGCCUUUGAUGCCAGUGGGCUCCCCAACUGCAGCCCCCUCCCACAGCCAGUGCUUCGUCUGUCCCCAACAGUAGAGCCCUCCAGCACAGUGGUCUCCUUGGAGUGGGUGGAUGUUCAGCCAGCUAUUGGGACCAAGGUCUCCGACUAUAUUCUGCAGCACAAGAAAGUGGAUGAAUACACAGAUACGGACCUCUACACAGGAGAGUUCCUGAGUUUUGCUGAUGACUUACUCUCUGGCCUGGGCACAUCUUGUGUGGCAGCUGGUCGAAGCCAUGGAGAGGUCCCUGAAGUCAGUAUCUACUCCGUCAUCUUCAAGUGUCUGGAGCCCGACGGUCUCUACAAGUUCACUUUGUAUGCUGUGGAUACACGAGGGAGGCACUCAGAGCUCAGCACAGUGACCCUGAGAACGGCCUGUCCGCUGGUGGAUGACAACAAGGCAGAAGAGAUAGCAGACAAGAUCUACAAUCUGUACAAUGGGUACACAAGUGGCAAGGAGCAGCAGACUGCCUACAACACACUGAUGGAAGUCUCAGCCUCAAUGCUGUUCCGAGUCCAGCAUCACUACAACUCUCACUAUGAGAAGUUUGGCGACUUUGUCUGGAGAAGUGAGGAUGAGCUGGGGCCCAGGAAGGCCCACCUGAUCCUGCGGCGACUAGAGAGGGUGAGCAGCCACUGCUCCAGCCUCCUGCGAAGCGCUUAUAUCCAGAGCCGCGUGGACACCGUGCCCUACCUUUUCUGCCGCAGCGAGGAGGUCCGGCCUGCGGGUAUGGUGUGGUACAGCAUCCUCAAGGACACCAAAAUCACAUGCGAGGAGAAGAUGGUGUCCAUGGCCCGAAACACGUAUGGGGAGUCCAAGGGCCGGUGAGGGAGGGUGCUGCCCUCCGUGAGCACAGAGACUCUCCGUGGGAGGGGGAGCAGUACUCUCAUGGAUCCUGGGGCCUGGGGGGGGGGCUGGGGGACAGCUGAGGAUGGGCCUGGCAGAUGAGGCUUGCCAGCAAGGCCAAAGCAAACUCUUUCUCUUGUGGAUAGCCGACGAGAACUUUGUAACCACUGGAAUUAUCCGUUUUUCUCUAUCUUUUAUUUUUUCUAAGAUCUAUUUGACUCUAUCCAAGUCUCUCCUUUUUAAACUUUUUCUUAUGGAUAGCGGUCAGUCCCGAGGCAGGAGCUUUCAGGUGGAGACCAAGCUGCCUUUGCUCUUCUUCCUUCCUCCUGCCACACUCAGCUUCCUUCCUGCAACGGACGCUGGAGGAGACCUCUGGAGAGACAAUCUGACCUCUUCAGCAUCAGGAAGGAGGCCCCGAGGAUUGGUGCAGUGAGGAAGCUUGGGUCUUGACGACUUUUUUUUUUUUUUUCCAGACAUUAUUGAGUUUGCAGGACCCCUGCCUCUUCCUGCUACCUGUGGGUCUGCCCAGAGUCCCUGCAGGACUUUCCAUGCAUUAAAAAUUCUUAUUGUCUCUCUUUCUGCUUGGGGAGUGUUUCUUGCCACUGGGGGGCCUCUGUUUAUUAACUUAACAGGUAUUUAUUGAUUACCUACUAUAUGCUAGGCACUGGACAUGCAACUAAAGAGUGAGAGGCUCCCUGCUCUCACGGAGCUUCCAGUCCAAUGGAAAUUGUAGAGAAGCAGUUCAGUGCCUUCAGGCUGUAGCAGGGGAAGAAUGGAGGUUAUUUAGACUCAUUGUUGGGCCAUGAGACAAACGCUGAAAUGGUUCCUAAAAAAGGGAUGUCUGAAGCCCAAAGGAUGGGGAGGGAUAAACCAGACAGAGUGCGGAAGGAUGAAAUGGGUCACCAUGAGCAAAAGUCCAGAAAUAAGAGAAAACAGAACACAUUCAAGGGCUGAAAACUCUUUUUUUAAAGAUUUUAUUUAUUUAUGUAUUUAUAUAUUUUAGCAAAUGUAGAGAGUGUGUGAGCAGGGGGAGUGGCAGAGGGAGAGGGAAUGUCAAGUGGACUCCGCAUUGAGCAUGGAGCCCGACGUGGGGCUUGAUCUAGCAACCCUGAGAUCAUGACUGAUUGAAAAUCAAGAGUCUGAUGCUUAACAGAUUGAGCCACCCAAGCAUCCCAUGGGCUGAAAGCACUUUCCUUUUUUUGUUUUCUUUUUUCUUUUUAAGAUUUAUUUAUUUACUCUAAAGAGAAAGCAUGCAUGAGCCAGGGGAGAAGUGAAGGGAGAGAGAGAAUCCUCAAGCAGACUACACGCUGAGUGCAGAGCCUGACCCUGGCUUGAUUCCAAGACCCUGAGAUCAUGACCUGAGCCGAAAUCAUGAGUCGGCCACCCAACCAACUCAACCACCUAGGCGCCCCUGAAAGCACUUUCAAUGACGAUAGAGACCCAAGCAGCUGGAAGGAAGAAAGCUGGAGCUAGCUGGGGUGUUGGAAGUUUGGGACAGAAAGUUUGAUAGUAUUUGAAGUAACUGAGAGCCACCACAGAAUGUUAACAGAGUGAAAUGCCAAGCUUGCUGUUUAAGAAAAAUUGUUUUGGCCACAGGGGUAGAAGUGGGGCUGGAGAAGGCCCCAAAAAGGGUUACUGUUGUUAUUUUCCAGGCAAGAAGCGAUGGCAGCUUGGAUCUUGAGGUCAUGGAGAGACAUUCCGCCACUGGAGUCUUCUUUUAAAGGCGAAUGAACUGCUUCCAAUGUGUUACCUGGGAGGGUAAUGAUUACAAAGAGGCAUUAUAGAUUGUUUACAUUCUGGUAAUAACUCCCAGGAGCUAGCUUGGUUGAGGAAGUAAGGAUGUAGGUCAGGUAUUCCAUAAUGCAAGGAUGACACCUAUUAGAAGAGAGUUGGGCACUAUGGGAAUUCAGAGAGAGGGAGACAAACUGAAUACCAGUAAAACAUAAGCAGUUAAAAAUAUGCCUACUUCUCAGUUUUGAUGAGUGCCUCUGAGGUCAACAGUCCCUUUCCUGAAAAUCUACAUGCUGAGUCCCCCUCAACCACCACCACCUCCACCCGCCGACUCUGCUACACACGGAGAAACAAAGCCCAGGGACACUCUUCCAGACAACUCAGGUGCCUAGAGAUCUGCUCAACUUCCAGCAAUCUAAACUCAAAGAUACUCUUUCAAGAAGUUUUAUUAUAAUUGGAUUUACAUUUCUGUCCCUGGCCUUCGCUGAGUCACCCCAUUGUUGUAGCUUUCCAUUGUCUUGACCCAUCCUGAGGAAAAAAUUAGCUCAACAGUUGCAGAAAAUUAAACUCCCCAGUGUGCUGGGGCUGUGGUCUGAGCCUGAUUAAGUUGACUCUGUCUCUGUCGCCAUUCACCAGCUAUUACCUUGGAGUGUUGAGAGCUACAGUGUGGUCUGGACAUGGAAUGGAUGAGCGUGAAUGUGGGAGGUUUUCCGGCACUGGUGGUAGCUCAGCAAACCUGAAACAGAGAGGUAUUAUAGGCGGAGGACCAUCAGAUAAGGCUGGACAGGUAAGCAACGACCUGUGCUGAAAAGUUGGGCAUUAUCGUACGGGACAGAGAUCAGCAAACUUUUUUCCUUAAAGGGUCAGAGUGUACAUGUUUUAGGCU